Messenger RNA from Drosophila kikkawai, 2983 nucleotides. RefSeq names its product lethal (2) k01209. Gene Ontology annotation, molecular function: ATP binding; kinase activity. Gene Ontology annotation, cellular component: cytoplasm. The record is from RefSeq and is a predicted model, not a curated record. Lineage: Eukaryota; Metazoa; Arthropoda; Insecta; Diptera; Drosophilidae.
AGGUGUGAAAACCCUCAGAAGUCAUUAGAGUGUGAUACACACACCAAUACACGCGCGCAGGCACGCAUACCGAGGCAUGUGCUCCAAUCCGAGCCAUUCAUCAUCAUCCAUCGCGGGGCCUAAACACGCAAUAAAAAUAAAUGCUAGGAAAACGGCAUAGGCUUACGUGCACACAUACCGUCAAAUAUAACGUAUGUUAAAUUCAAAUUCAAUACUUGCCGGUUGCAGCUGAAAAGAGAAAGGAAGAAGUGGAGAGACCGAUAGAGAGAGUGCGAGCGAGGCAAACCCCCUUGCGAGAACAGUUACAAACUAGAGAUGCGCAAUGUUUUAUCCAAACUCAAGAAAAUUUUAAAAUUUCAAAUUUAAUUUAACAAAAAAAUACAAAUUUAACGAUUUUUCUCAAUAAAUUUCGUUGCUUUAUCAACUACAAAACUAAAUUUAUCCAAAUACGUGAGGAAAACCCGAAAUAUUUAAUAAGGACAAAUUCGCGUAGUGUUUUUAUUUUCAACACCGGGCAACCUUGGUAAUUUCCAAUCCCAUUUACCUGUCUUGAAAGGUAGUCCAGGUAUAAAUCGUGACACGGAUAAGCACGCCUCACGAGCGCACCUUUAUUACAAACGCAGCGGCAACAACAAAAACAGCGAAACGGCGACGACGGCGGCAGAGGCAGCGCAGCUUUUUAACCUUAGCUGCCUUCGCACUUUUUUGUCAUUCAAUCGUUGCCCAAACGCUGCUCACCUCACACCUCCACCUCUACCGCCGCCUUCGCUGCUCGCAUUUUAUUAGUUAUCGAAUAAAUAUUGGCCGCAACGCAAAAGGCCAAAAGAUACGCGGCGCUGCGAAAGAAAUAAAAGCUUUAAAUCACAUGUGAUCCGCGCCGGCCCAUGUGCAAGCGAUUCUUGUGAGCGUGUCGAGUGCGAGUGUAUGUGGAAGUGAGUGACUGACCCAUUUUGGCAUCGCCGGCGCGAGACUUGCGACGUUCUGUUCUCACGCCCACGCCACGCCGCACCGCCGCACUGAAUCCACUCGCGCCUGGCAGACGCUUCUAAAAUGAGCAGCAUCACGUUUUUGUGCAGCAAGUCGAGCCACAACAACAAUAGCGAUGUCCAAAAGGGGAAGCAGGCGUCAUCGGUCUUUGCAUCGGCGCCCGCCGGUUUACUAACCAUCGCCACCCACCAACAGCAACACCAACACCAGCAGCAACAACAACCACAGCAGAAGUCAAAGGUUAAGGCUACAGCAGCAGCAGCCAAAACCAAUGGUCACAUCGAUGACCGGUCAGAUGUCACGGAACAGCUUUAUGUGGAUCCAUACGCUGACCUGGGUAAUGGUUUGCCCGGGGAUCUUAACUGCUGCCCGGCCUCGCCCACCACAGUGCCUGCCAAAGCGUCGCUGGAGUCGCCAUUGAAACGCUCUGGCCGGAGACAGCGAACCACGUCGAUUGGCAACCAAACCACCACCGCGAAUCCGUCCGAAUGCAUCAUACGCGCCAAUAAUCGUACGAUCUACACGGCCGGACGUCCGCCGUGGUACAAUUGUGCCGGCCAGCAGGUUGAGCCCUUUGUCAUAGGAAUCUGCGGAGGAAGUGCUUCUGGCAAGACCACAGUGGCAGAAAAAAUCAUCGAGAGCCUAGAUGUGCCCUGGGUGACACUCUUAUCCAUGGACUGUUUCUACAAGAUCCUUAAUGAAAAGCAGCAUGAGCAGGCCCUGAUCAAUGAAUACAACUUCGAUCACCCGGAUGCCUUUGACAUUGAGCUGUUGCUGGAUGUGCUCACCAAACUUAAGGAGGGACGCAAAGUCGAGGUUCCCGUGUACAAUUUCGUAACACAUGGACGCGAGAGCCAGACAAAAACUAUGUACGGUGCGAAUGUUAUCAUCUUUGAGGGCAUCCUCACAUUCCACAGUCCCGAGGUGCUCAAGCUGCUGGACAUGAAGAUCUUUGUGGACACAGAUCCGGAUAUUCGUCUGGCUAGAAGGCUGAAAAGGGACAUCUCACAACGCGGGCGCGACCUAAGGGGCGUUCUAAAGCAAUACCUGAACAUGGUGAAGCCGUCGUAUGCUAAUUACAUAGCCCCCACUAUGGCCCAUGCUGAUAUCAUUGUUCCACGCGGAGGAGAGAACAAGGUGGCCAUCCAUCUCAUCGUCCAGCACGUGCACACACAGCUCCAGCUGCGUGGAUUCAAGCUGCGCGAAACGCUGGCCAACUCAUACAAGGACCAGCCCAUGCCACAUUCUCUGCACCUGUUGCAUCCCACUCCCCAGAUCAAGGGGCUGCACACGUUCAUCCGCUGCCGGAAUACGUCCCGCGAUGAGUUCAUCUUCUACUCGAAGCGCCUGAUCCGUCUGGUCAUCGAGUAUGCCCUCAGUUUGUUUCCAUUCAAGACAACCACAGUGGAGACGCCCCAGGGUGUCCAUUAUGAGGGAAAGCGAAUGGAAUCGCGCAAGAUCUGUGGAGUGUCCAUCCUUCGGGCUGGCGAAACUAUGGAGCAGGCCGUGUGCGACGUUUGCAAGGACAUACGUAUCGGCAAGAUCCUUAUCCAGACCAAUUUGAAGACCGGCGAACCGGAGCUCUAUUACCUGAGGCUGCCCAAAGACAUAAAAGACUACAAGGUGAUACUAAUGGAUGCCACCGUGGCCACCGGAGCCGCAGCAAUGAUGGCCAUACGGGUGUUGCUGGAUCACGAUGUGCCCGAGGAGAACAUCAUCCUGGCCUCGCUACUGAUGGCGGAGAUCGGUGUGCACUCCAUUGCCUAUGCCUUUCCAAAGGUGAAAAUUGUUACUUCCGCUCUGGAUCCGGAGAUUAAUAGUAAGUUUUAUGUUAUACCCGGCAUUGGUAACUUUGGCGAUCGCUACUUCGGUACGGAACCCUCGGACGAGUACUGAGGAGGACGUAGCUAAACAUCCACGUCACUGGAAGCAAGCAGCAUGUUUCUAAUGUACCCUAGGUUAAGUUCAAAGCGUUACUUAAAUUAUGAAUUCGGAA